Molecule: messenger RNA, 1344 nt
Organism: Phycomyces blakesleeanus NRRL 1555(-)
Lineage: Eukaryota; Fungi; Mucoromycota; Mucoromycetes; Mucorales; Phycomycetaceae
Exons: 6
Coding region: 7-1293 (428 amino acids)
Biological process (GO): proteasome-mediated ubiquitin-dependent protein catabolic process
Cellular component (GO): proteasome regulatory particle, base subcomplex
Molecular function (GO): proteasome-activating activity; ATP binding; ATP hydrolysis activity
Source: RefSeq, a predicted model, not a curated record
AAGAAAAUGACAACCUUGGAAGAUAAAGAAUUGUGGGCCGGAGAUGAAGAUGACAUUGGACAAGAAAUUACUCGGCUAUCGCCAGAAGAGAUCAUCAACCGAACGCGCUUACUACAGAAUGACAUCAAGGUGAUGAGAUCAGAAGCUCUUCGGCUUCAGCAUGAGCAGGUCGGCAUGAAGGAAAGAAUCAAAGAAAACAAGGAAAAGAUCAAGUUGAACAAGCAAUUGCCAUAUCUGGUAGCCAAUGUAGUCGAGCUUUUGGAUGCCGAUCCUGAAGAAGAAGAAGAAGAAGAUGGUGCCAAUGUUGAUUUGGACUCUCAGAGAAAGGGAAAGUGCGCAGUUAUUAAGACAUCCACUCGUCAGACCAUUUUCUUGCCUCUCAUUGGCCUCGUAGAUCCCGAAGAAUUGAAGCCUGGAGACAUUAUUGGUGUGAACAAAGAUAGUUUUUUGAUUUUGGACACAUUACCAGCUGAAUAUGAUUCUCGGGUAAAGGCUAUGGAGGUUGACGAAAAGCCCACCGAAGAUUACAACGAUAUUGGUGGUUUGGAUAAACAGAUUGAGGAACUAGUAGAGGCUGUUGUUCUGCCAAUGACACACGCAGAUCGUUUCAAGAACAUCGGUAUCAAACCUCCUAAGGGUGUUUUGAUGUACGGUCCUCCUGGUACCGGAAAGACCUUACUUGCCAGAGCAUGUGCAGCACAGACCAAUUCUACUUACCUCAAGCUGGCUGGCCCUCAGCUUGUACAGAUGUUUAUUGGUGAUGGUGCUAAGCUCGUGCGUGAUGCAUUUGAACUUGCAAAAGAAAAGGCACCUGCGAUUAUUUUUAUUGAUGAAUUGGAUGCUAUCGGUACAAAGCGUUUCGAUUCCGAAAAGUCUGGUGAUCGUGAAGUACAGCGUACUAUGUUGGAGCUCCUGAACCAAUUGGAUGGCUUCUCAUCCGACGAACGUAUCAAGGUUAUUGCAGCCACUAACCGUAUUGAUAUUCUUGAUCCUGCUCUGCUUCGAUCUGGUCGUCUGGAUCGUAAAAUCGAAUUCCCUCUGCCAAAUGAAGAAGGAAGAGCACGUAUUAUCCAGAUCCACUCCAGAAAGAUGAAUGUCAGCAAAGAUGUUAACUUUGAAGAACUCUCGAGAUGCUGUGACGAGUUCAAUGGAGCUCAAUGCAAGGCUGUCUGUGUAGAAAGUGGUAUGCUUGCUCUGAGACGUGGUGCUGUAGAGAUUACACAUGAGGACUUUAUGGAUGCUAUCCAGGAAGUCCAGGCUAAGAAGAAGAUGACAUUACAAUACUACGCUUAAAUAAAUACUAUUCCUUUUCUGUCUGCUACGGCAGAGACAUAUAUGCCGUUU